This is a messenger RNA of Adineta ricciae, 2250 nucleotides long. The record is from the annotation of a GenBank genome assembly. NCBI's taxonomy places the organism in Eukaryota, Metazoa, Rotifera, Eurotatoria, Adinetida, Adinetidae.
AUGGCAGAAACGGCUGCAUCAUCGACUCAUAUUGAUAAUCUCUUACGUGUUUUCAAAGAAGAAAAUCAAAGUCAAACACCCGUCCAGCCCCAACUUCAUGAACAAUGGCUGAACAACUCAAUCGUUUUCCGACAGAUUACUCAAGAUAUUUCAUCACUAUUAAGCGUUCCAUCAGAACCAAAUAAACCUAAAGAUGAUACGACCGCUGAGAACGAAUCAACCCCUCGUGAGAUCAAACUGUACUCGGCUACUCAAUUUCGUUCACAUAUCAAUCGAAUAUAUCCGUUCCAUUUGGAUUAUUUCUCGGAGAAACUCUCCUCACUCGAUUUCGAACAACAUCGAAUGGGUCUAUAUGUUUUCUACGAUGUUAAUCAAGGAUGUUUGAUCAAUGAUAUCGAGAAGGAAUCAAACAAGAAAACAAAUCGAGGUAAAAACAUGAAAAGGAUGAACGGUUUAUUAUUAAACGAACAUCGAAUGUUCAACCAAUGUGCCAAAGAAUACGCGACGAAACAUGUGAACAGAGACUAUGAAGCAAUGAAACCAUCCGUUAAUCAGUUCAUGCAGGCGUGGUUACAGCGUAAAACGGAUGUAUUACUCAAACGAUCGAAUGCACUAGAACAAUUCUAUGCUAAAAAAAUGACAAUUCCAUUGAAUUCAUACGAUUCUCUCACGCCUAUUACGUUUGCCAAUCUAUCAACUGUUUUACGAUUAGGUACAAUACCAUUGUUGACGGUUCCCGAACAGAUGAAUGUGAAAUGCAGUGAUAAUCACGAUCAAAUCGUGUCCAAUCGUUUUAAUUCCAAAUAUCGACUGACAAAUUUAGUCGAUGAUCCUAAUCUUCUCGCUAUACUAUCUCAGCAUCCAUCGAUCGACAUUGUGCUCUCAAAAUCUAGUUUUCGUCAUCUAAUCGAAGUAUUCUCUUCAUCUUCAUCACCAACGACGAUGCCUGUUUCGAUCCGUGAAUUUCAAUUCAACGUGAUUGAUAAUCCCGCACCAGUGAAUAAAAAAGUGAUUUUUAUCGAUAAACCAUUACGUCAUCGGGCUUAUACAAAACGUGAACUGAAUAGCAAAUUCUUUCAACGAGCACUUCGUUCAUUGUUACUUUCGACCACUGGUGGAAAGCGAGAAGCCACAGAUAAUCAAUUUUAUCAUACGAGUUUUAAUAACAAAACAGAAUUUGAAAUAACAGAGAUUAAAAAUAAAACGUUGGACAAAUCUACCGAUAAACAGAACCCACCAGCAAUCUCAAAUGAAAAUGACAACGAUGAAGAUGAGGACGAGGACGAAGAAGAAAAUGCCAUGAUUAUCAGUACAGACGGUGAUAACGAAGAGCAGCAAAAGCUAUUUCAUAAAUCUAAGCAAAAGAUUAUCCAAUCUGCCCCUGUUCUUCAAGAACGAGAAUCUGAACAAUCGGAAGACGCUACCGCUAACUCUGAAGUUCCUGUUAUGACUCGUGUGAAACUUGCUACACCUAUCCAAGGAAAUUAUGAAUAUUGUUUAUGGCAAUUGGGCACACUGCAAGUCCUAAUUCGCUCGAGUUAUCAUGGAUUUUGUCGACAUACUGUUCCGACCGUUCACGAUGAAUUCAUCACAUGUGUUGCAAAACUUGAAUAUCAGCCGCAAUUUGGUUGCGAACAAAUCACUGACCAAGAAUAUCGAUCGAUUUGGUUCGAAUCUUAUCUGAGACAUGGCGCAAGCGUCGUAAUCGGACGAAUCAAUGCCUUUACACAGCAUUUACUCAAAGUCGAGAAAAUGACGUAUGAAAAUAUCGAUCGAAAUUUAAAAGAAUGUCAAAUUGAUAUAAUAAAACCAUUGACCAAAAUCUAUGGACUACUGUACGGUUUACAAAGUUUAGAAGCAAAGAAUUACUUACUAUCAUAUCCAUUAAAUGAUGACAAACUUCAUCUAUACCAUAGAACAACCAGCGAAUCGGAAGAACAAAAAUUCGAACUCCAUUCGAAACCAUUUGAGACAAAUGAACUUUUGGUUGAAUCUGAUCGGACUACAGUCCCGUGGAAUCCAUUGACACCAACUCUACUCCUACCAUACCAUUUGGAUUUUGAACGUGUGCCAUUGACAUUUUGUCCACGACAUAAACGAUGUUAUGAUAUUGAUAUAACGAUUCCUGCCUAUCGAAAACGCCGAAAUACGGUUCAACAAGAACAGAAAUCCAAUCAAGAGAAGAAGAAACGAAAGAAAACGAAAAAGAAAAAUGCACAACGAAGAAAACAGAAACAACUUAACGAAUAA